AUGUUGGAAUUGUACAAUUUUAUUUUAUACAACUUUCUUCACAUGGCUAAAUUGAGUCAUGUCUUCAUUUUGCACUGCUGGUCAACGGACUCACUUGCACGCUUAGCAAUGAUGGCACAAUCUAGAAAUGUUUUUACCCAAUUCCAGUCACUAGACUCGAAACUUCGACUAAACGAAGAGUUUCUUCAUCACAACAUGCUUAAGUUGGGCGUUUUCUUGGACUUAAAUUGCAAUCAAAGCGGUGUAGUUUUGGAUAGGGCCAGUGCUAAGAGAUUUCUUGGUCAUCGCUAUCACUGGCUCAUCUACGAUAGGUCGACGAGUUUCUCCCAAGUAGAAACGCAUUUUAAGGAGGCUCAGAUUUUCGUUGAUGCUGAUGUAACUUAUGUCAAGAAGGACCCCAUCACGGACAACUUCUUACUCUUCGAUCUUUACAACAAGGGCAGACAACUUGGAGGAGAAUUAAAUAUAACAGCUGAUCGAGAAAUAAUUUGUAAUAAAAGCGGGUGCCGGGUUGAACGAUAUCUCAGUGACCUUCAUACCAGGAAUCCUCUGCAACAUAGAAAGUCAUUUACUGGAUUAACCAUAAGAGCCACUGCUGUAGUCACCGCUUUACCCCUGAAUAUCUCCAAGGAGAAGAUAUUUGAUUUUAUGGAGGCCAUGGAUCGAACUUACCUUGACACUUACGGCAGAUUGGGUUACCAUGCACGACAGCCCCUGCGAGAUAUGUUAGACUGCGAUUUUGAGUACAUAUUUAGGGAUCGUUGGUCGGAUGGCAAUGCCACGGGCGGAAUGAUCGCAGACCUUAUCCUGGAUGGAGCUGAUUUGGCGAUAGCACCUUUCAUCUAUUCGUUCGAUCGUGGCCUAUUUCUGCAACCUAUAACAAAGUUCAGUGUUUUCCGGGAUAUCUGCAUGUUCCGUAACCCGCGAUCCCUAUCCGCUGGUCUAAGUGCCACUGAGUUCUUACAGCCCUUCAGCGGCGGAGUUUGGCUUACAUUCGCACUUUUACUUAUCCUGGCAGGUUGUCUACUUUGGAUCACCUUUAUUUUAGAGCGUCGCACGGAAUGGAAACCUUCAUUACUAUCCAGCUGCCUACUUUCUUUCGGAGCUGGUUGUAUCCAGGGUGCUUGGCUGACACCCAGAUCAAUGGGUGGGAGGAUGGCCUUCUUUGCCCUGAUGGUGACGUCCUUUCUGAUGUACAACUACUAUACAUCCAUUGUGGUGUCUAAGUUGUUGGGUCAGCCGAUUAAGUCAAACAUCCGCACACUGCAACAACUAGCGGACAGCAGUCUGGAGGUCGGCAUAGAACCAACGGUUUAUACCCGCAUCUAUGUGGAGACCUCUAAGGAGCCAGACGUCCAAAGUCUUUACAGAAACAAGGUUCUUGGCAGCAAACGAUCACCUGAUCGAAUUUGGAUGCCCACCGAAGCAGGUGUCUUGGCGGUGAGGGACCAGGAGGGCUUUGUCUAUAUCACUGGUGUGGCAACCGGCUACGAGUUCGUGAGGAAGCACUUCCUGCCUCAUCAGAUCUGCGAGCUCAACGAGAUUCCAUUGCGCGAUGCCUCCCAUACUCAUACCGUUGUGGCCAAGAAGUCGCCCUACGCGGAGCUAUUUAAACUGAAUGAGCUGCGUAUGCUGGAGACCGGAAUUCAUUUCAAGCACGAGCGGUAUUGGAUGCAGACCAAGCUCCAUUGCUAUCAGCACAAUCACACGGUGGCCGUGGGUCUGGAGUACGCUGCUCCGUUGUUCAUCCUCCUGCUGAGUGCGAUCAUUCUGUGUGUAGGUGUGUUGGGAUUGGAGGUCAUCUGGUACCGCCAUUCCACUCUUCAUUAA
Messenger RNA from Drosophila eugracilis, 1830 nucleotides. RefSeq names its product ionotropic receptor 75a (gene Ir75b). Gene Ontology annotation, molecular function: ligand-gated monoatomic ion channel activity. Bases 1 to 1830 code for a protein of 609 amino acids. The transcript is spliced from 6 exons. Gene Ontology annotation, cellular component: membrane. Lineage: Eukaryota; Metazoa; Arthropoda; Insecta; Diptera; Drosophilidae. The record is from RefSeq and is a predicted model, not a curated record.